Molecule: messenger RNA, 1380 nt
Organism: Rotaria socialis
Lineage: Eukaryota; Metazoa; Rotifera; Eurotatoria; Philodinida; Philodinidae
Source: the annotation of a GenBank genome assembly
AUGCUUUCCAUAACGAGAAAUAUUUCUACUAAGUCCGUAUUACUCUCUUUCGUUUCUCGCCGUUCAUGUCGAAUAUUAACUGCUGAAGCAAGUCCUGCUUCAAAAAAGCAACAAGAGAUCGAUGAGAUAAAAGUUACACAACAAAAAUAUCAAGAAUUACAAAAACUUCAAUCUCGUCCAUUAUACUUGGACGCACAAGCAACGACGCCAAUGGAUCCUCGUGUACUUGAUCAAAUGUUACCGUACAUGACACAUUUGUAUGGUAAUCCACAUUCGAGAACACAUGCCUUUGGAUGGGAAAGUGAGAAAGCUAUUGAAAUAGCCCGAGAAAAAGUUGCAAAAUUAAUAAAUGCUGAACCCAAAGAAAUUAUCUUUACUAGUGGAGCAACAGAAUCGAAUAAUAUUUCUGUUAAGGGUGUUGCUCGUUUUUAUAAAGAAAAAAAGAAACAUGUUGUUACAACACAAACUGAACAUAAGUGUGUACUUGAUUCAAUGAGAGUAUUAGAAAGUGAAGGUUUUAAAGUUACUUAUUUGCCUGUAAAAAAGAAUGGUCUUAUUGAUUUACAAGAACUUGAAUCAGUUCUUACACCAGAAACAAGUUUAUGUUCGGUAAUGAUGGUAAAUAAUGAAAUUGGUGUUCGUCAACCGAUUAAAGAAAUUGGUAAAUUAUGUCGAUCGAAAAAAGUCUUUUUUCAUACGGAUGCAGCACAAUCUGUUGGAAAGAUACCAAUUGAUGUCAAUCAAAUGAAUAUUGAUCUUUUAUCAAUUAGUGGUCAUAAAAUAUAUGGACCAAAAGGUAUUGGUGCACUUUAUAUUCGUCGACGACCACGUGUUCGCCUGGACCCAAUUCAAACUGGUGGUGGACAAGAACGAAAUAUUCGUAGUGGUACGGUUCCAACACCACUCGUUGUUGGCCUUGGUGCUGCUUGUGAAAUAGCACAACAUGAAAUCGGUAAUGAUGAAAAACGAGUUACAGAAUUAUCAAAAAAAUUAAUUGAUGAAAUAACGAAAAGAUGUACACAUGUUAUUCUUAAUGGAGACCCAGAAUCACGUUAUCCUGGUUGUGUUAACUUAUCAUUUGCUUAUGUUGAAGGCGAAUCAUUAUUAAUGGCACUUAAGGACAUUGCAUUGUCGUCUGGAAGUGCAUGUACAUCUGCAUCUCUUGAACCAUCGUAUGUACUUCGUGCAAUUGGUGCUGAUGAAGAUUUAGCACAUUCAUCCAUUCGAUUUGGUAUUGGCCGUUUUACAACUGAAGCUGAAGUUGAUUUUACAAUUGAAAAGACUGUUGAACAUGUUAAGCGACUUCGCGAAAUGAGUCCUUUGUGGGAAAUGGUUCAAGAAGGAAUAGAUUUGAGAAAUAUCAAAUGGUCACAACAUUGA